Messenger RNA from Hippopotamus amphibius kiboko, 488 nucleotides. It is a transcript of the gene DEFB124, whose product is annotated as defensin beta 124. Gene Ontology annotation, cellular component: extracellular region. The record is from RefSeq and is a predicted model, not a curated record. Lineage: Eukaryota; Metazoa; Chordata; Mammalia; Artiodactyla; Hippopotamidae. Gene Ontology annotation, biological process: canonical NF-kappaB signal transduction; positive regulation of chemokine (C-C motif) ligand 5 production; innate immune response. The transcript is spliced from 2 exons. The coding region runs from base 161 to 439 and encodes 92 amino acids.
CAGGUGGUACGGCUGAUCCGUUCCCCACUUACCUGGCUGAGAUCCAGCUAUAUCCUUGGGACCACAGGGCCUCAGACUCCCACCUAGGUCUCCUGCUGCCCACACUCCUGCCUUGAUCUGCAGCCCAAUAAAGGCUCGGCCACACGCAGCAAGACUCGGCAUGCUUGGUUCUUCUUCUCUUGUGUUCUCCCCAGUGGCCCCUGCCCCCCUCCAGAGCCCUGUGGCUAUGACACAGCUGCUUCUGCUUUUUGUGGCUUUCCUGGUCCUGGGUCAUGUGCCGUCAGGGAGAAGUGAAUUCAAACGGUGCUGGAAGGGCUACGGGGCCUGCCGGCCUUACUGCACGAAGUACGAAACCUACAUGCACCUGUGCCCGGAUGCCUCCCUGUGCUGUAUACCCUAUGGACUCAAGCCUCCGGCCUCCAAGCCUGAAAAUGUUUAGCUGGUUCUGGGGCUGACACCCUUCCUCUCCAAUAAAAUGCAAGCUGCCA